Molecule: messenger RNA, 264 nt
Organism: Arabis nemorensis
Lineage: Eukaryota; Viridiplantae; Streptophyta; Magnoliopsida; Brassicales; Brassicaceae
Source: the annotation of a GenBank genome assembly
AUGAAACUUAAUGUUCACCUUGAAGGUGCUAGUGAAGGUGAUAAGGUUAAAGCAAAGGAGAAUAAUGAAGGGCCUGGUGAUGCUAAUAAAACUAACGAGGAAGAGCUUGAUGAGGGAAAUAAGGCUAUUGAAGAAGAGUCUGAUGAUGGUAAUAAAGGUAAUGAACUAAAAGGGUCUACGGAUGAUGAUGAUGAGGACGAGGAAAGUAUUCAGAAUGGAGGUGAUAAACACUUGCUUUCUAAUAAAUCUUGUCUUCUUUGGUAG